Molecule: messenger RNA, 424 nt
Organism: Acanthoscelides obtectus
Lineage: Eukaryota; Metazoa; Arthropoda; Insecta; Coleoptera; Chrysomelidae
Source: the annotation of a GenBank genome assembly
CAGCCAUUUUGUGAUUCAGUGCAAACGCGACAGUUGUUGCGGAAACAUGUUGAUCCAGUCACUUUGUCAUUCCCUAGAAGAAUGUCACCUAAAAACAAGCCAAAAUUGUCCAAAGAGGAAAUAGCCAGUAAAAAAUCAGCCGCCGCAAAAGCUCGAUUGGAGAAAAUCAAAAGCGAUCCAGUUCUGUUGGCAGAAUAUAAAGAGAAAGAAAGAGUUAAAUAUUUAAGAAAGAAAGGGAAGGGACAACGUAAGUCUAUUCAGGAUAUGACCCCACGGGAGCAGAGAAAAAUUAGAAAACAAUGGAAGAAGUAUUCAACUGAUUACAGAAAGAAGAAAACAAUUACAAAAGAUUGUGAAAAUUAAGUUGUUCAGAAUACGCCACCUACAUCUGAAAAUGAAUCAUCUGAAGAAAAUGUAGAUCCAG